Messenger RNA from Diaporthe batatas, 960 nucleotides. RefSeq lists its product as uncharacterized. The transcript has 6 exons. The record is from RefSeq and is a predicted model, not a curated record. NCBI's taxonomy places the organism in Eukaryota, Fungi, Ascomycota, Sordariomycetes, Diaporthales, Diaporthaceae. Gene Ontology annotation, biological process: mycotoxin biosynthetic process. Bases 1 to 960 code for a protein of 319 amino acids.
AUGGAAAAGACACAAGACACGAACGAUGGUGCGGCUGGGAGAUGCUCAUUGAGCUCCGAGUCUGACUCGACUUUGGGCCUUGAUGUGCCUCUGAUUCAGACUAUAAGGUCCAAGAGGACCACCGCAGCAAAUCCAAGGAGCUGUCUCUAUUGUCUCAGUCUCUUAGCCAAUGUCGCCCUUGUGAGCAUCAGCAUCAUACUGUACCUGUCAUCUAGGGACUCUCUUCGCCUCGCCAGGCUCGUGCCACAAUCGAUCGGGGACAUUGAUUCUAUUUCUCCGGCCUGGGAAGCUCUGACUGACCCACCUCCCAGGGAAUACAUUCCAUUCGUGUUUCAGAGACUCGUGGACCCACCUACAGAGUAUCAGGGCUUUCCAAGUGACGAGCUCGACGCAAGAUGGGAAGACCUUUAUGCUGCCCCAAUGAACAACGCCGUCGAAAAGGAAAAGGCCAUGAAGCUUGCCAACAAGACUUUGCACGUCCCUUUACCGGGUUUGGAGGAUAAGUACAUGAUGCUACUCGAUGUUUUCCACCAGCUUCACUGUCUGGAUGAAUUCCGGAAGCUUCUGUACCCAAAACACUACAACUCGUCGUUCGUCGCCUCAGAUGGGGUACAUUUAAAAUACUGGGAUUGGUAUCAUAUGGACCACUGUGUUGAGUCUCUCCGCCAAUCAAUUAUGUGUCACUCCGACGUUGCAGUCAACACAUUCGUUUGGAAAGCUUCUAAGAUCAUGGAGCCGAACCUUGGCACACUCCAUGUCUGCAGAAACUUCACCAAGAUACGCGAGUGGGCUAUGGAACGAGCGGUUGAAAUCACCCGUGCCGACAAGCAGAAAAGGGUAGAACAUGGGCGCAUCGUGGACUAUGGGCUCACUUACGCCAACGCGGAGGAUCUUGCAGAGGCUGAUGACUUGUGGGGGGCACCUGAGGAUUGGCUGCAAUACACCAUUGAUGAUCUGUGA